Molecule: messenger RNA, 268 nt
Organism: Striga hermonthica
Lineage: Eukaryota; Viridiplantae; Streptophyta; Magnoliopsida; Lamiales; Orobanchaceae
Source: the annotation of a GenBank genome assembly
UCAGUGUGACAAAUGUGAAGCAUGGCAACAUCAGAUUUGCGCACUCUAUAAUUCUAAGCAAGAUUUGGAAGGGAAAUCAUAUUACAUUUGUCCGUCUUGUCGUCUGUUUGAGUUGGAAGCAAAAGGGCAUACCUCCAUGCCUCCAGCUCUUGGGGCAAAUGACCUUCCGAGGACAAAGCUUAGUGAUCAUAUAGAGCAAAGACUUUUCAAGAACCUGGAAAAGGAGAGAAAACAAAGGGCGGAACUUUUAGGGAAGCCUCCUGAAGAA